CGACGGAAGACGCAGACGGACAGACAUCCGGAUUCCGGAGGUCUGAUCGGAGAUCCGAGAAAGCAAUGGAUCAGGAGGUGGUAAACCGGAGCGGUGUUCGCUCUUCACCGGACCCAAACCCAUGUCCAAUCUGCCUCUCGUCAAUGGCUCAAGAGUCUUACCUCGAUACAUGUUUCCAUAAGUUUUGUUACAAUUGUAUUGUACAAUGGACAAAAGUUGUUGCAGGAAAACAUUCUUCCCCGCCUUCCUCUGUGAAAUGUCCUCUAUGCAAGACGGAAAACUUUUCAAUCAUCAGUGGAUAUGAUGGAAGUUUCUUUGAACGACAUUACAUAAAUAAGAUUUUUGGGGACAGUUUAACUUUUAACUUUACAAAAGCACACAAGUAUAGAUUACAAUGCUAUUACACUGAACCAGGUAUUCUAAGUGACCUAUUUAACAUAUCUCGAUAUUGGAAAUUACGGAAAUAUCUUCAGUCAAACGUCUGGCUUCAUUGUUGGUUGAAAAGGGAAAUUCAAGCUCUAAUGCAGGAAGAAGAUGUUGACAUUAUUGUUCAUCACAUACAGGGCAUGAUUGAUUCAUUCUUCAAAAGAAUUGAUCAGAUGCAUCCAAUGAAGAAACCUGAAACAAAACAAGAAGAGUUCAAGGCUUCAGUCUCAGAUGCAGCUAGGCCAUUUCUGCUGGCAAGAACAGACCGAUUUGUGAACGAGUUGGAACUGUUUCUAGCUUCAGGACUGAACAUUGAAGCCUAUGAUGCAGUUUACAAGCAACGCCUGGGUUGGAACACGCCUAGAGGAACCACUGAACCAGUAGAAAGUGAAUCUAAUGAACAAAGACCUGUAGUUCCAUACUUAUAUAUCUUUGAUGCAGACUCAGAUGAAAAUGAAUAGAAGCUCUCAUUUCUAAUCUCACAGAGCAUUUUCUUUUGUUUCAUCCAGUUAAAUGUAUCUUGUUAUGAGUUUCUCCUGUUUUUGGUUUCCACUAGUGACCAGAAAUUAAGAGUGCACAGCUCACAUUAGAGAUAACUCCCCUGCUUUAUGGUUUUGGUGGGUUCCCUAAAUUCUUUGGUUCCAAUGAUGACCAGAGACUAUGAGGUCAAAACUCAUUUCUUUCUAGUUCUAGAGUCUGUAAAGCCCUUGUCUAGAAUGGUGCUGUAAGAUGGGGUUAUAAUAUUUCCUUCUUAUGGAUUCAAGUUCUCUUGAUAUGCAACAAUCUAUCACAGGGAUUCCAAGGGAAGAUCAGACCAGCUUUCCUUUUCUUCUUCUUUGGUAAUGGUAGCAGCGGCUAUUCUGUUCUCCAUUGGAGGAAGGAAAAUGAUGGUAUUGGCAUAUGAUAAACGCAGUAUGAAAUUGACAUUAAAUGUUGUCCUGUGAUGCUUCUUACAAAUGUAUUUUCUUGUCUUUCACCACAAGAAGAUUUUCUUGUAUUUUGUAUUCUGUGAGAUCCUGAAUUAAUUGAAUUUGUUUUU
Messenger RNA from Rubroshorea leprosula, 1465 nucleotides. The record is from the annotation of a GenBank genome assembly. NCBI's taxonomy places the organism in Eukaryota, Viridiplantae, Streptophyta, Magnoliopsida, Malvales, Dipterocarpaceae.